Lates calcarifer (barramundi perch) is the source of this 9252-nucleotide messenger RNA. It is a transcript of the gene socs5b, whose product is annotated as suppressor of cytokine signaling 5b. The record is from RefSeq and is a predicted model, not a curated record. Gene Ontology annotation, biological process: intracellular signal transduction; phosphatidylinositol phosphate biosynthetic process. Gene Ontology annotation, molecular function: 1-phosphatidylinositol-3-kinase regulator activity. Bases 3506 to 5197 code for a protein of 563 amino acids. Gene Ontology annotation, cellular component: phosphatidylinositol 3-kinase complex. The transcript is spliced from 2 exons. Lineage: Eukaryota; Metazoa; Chordata; Actinopteri; Centropomidae.
UACAGUGUUUACUGUAUGAACAUGUCCUGUUGUGGCCAGGAAAAAAUCAGUAUAUUAAAGAGAAUUAAAGCAGUGUCUGACAUGGUCAAAGCUCUGUGUUUUUAUACGCUGUUGGACCAGUUCAAACUUUUGUCUAAAUUUAUUUAACCUUUGUUAAAUAAUGAUUUCAACAUGAGAUCUGACCUGAACACACAAAUGAAAUAAUGUUCAUGUACUUUUCUUAGUCACCUUACCAGGAAACAUCCACCCAAAUGUCCGUAUCACUCCAUCUAUUUAAUAUCACGACUGAUCUGCAUCCAGGUCUAUUUCUGUACCGAGCGACUGCCCGGGAUCAAACGCCGUCUGUCACCACUGAUGAUUUGUGUCAGUUUAUCUGGACGUCAGACGUGAAGCUUGCUGCAAUAAAUCAAAGUUUACUACACACUUUAACAGCAGCUCUGUGAUUAACUCCUGCAUCUAAAACCUUUAAAUGAUUUUAGCAGAUUAAACUCCACCUCCAGCUCUGACCUGGUGGAGCGUGGACCAGGACCUCUGAUGGAGUCUUGUGGUCCUUUAGGGCCUUGGGGUGGCAGGUUAGUGGGUUUGUUUUCCUGCUGGGGGAGGGGGGGUUGGUCUACAACAGUGUUUAGGUGGGUGGUACGUGUCAACAAAACAUCCAGAUGAAUGAAAGGUUCCCAGUAGAACAAUGGAUUGCGAUUAGGGUUGUAAAAGGGCGGAGAGUUUCUGGGAAGUUUCCAGUAACUUUCCAUGGAAAUUAAUGGGAAUAUACAGGAAAUAACUGGGCAUUUGAGCCAAUUUAUACAGACUACAUCAUAUAUUAACAUAAAAAUGAAAUGUAUCCACGCGUCAGAUAAAAACACUAAUGCACAGAUAUAUGAACAAUUUAGCUAAACAACAGUCUUUAAAAUAUUUGACAGUCGAUGCUGGGUAAAUGAGUAGAAACAGAGUAGAUGAACAGAUGAACUAAAUCAGACUCUAACCUACAGUUUAUGAACAGAACAGCUUCACAGCUGAGCUAGCACCAUGUUAGCUAGCCUCUUAAACUGUCCAUGAAAUGGUGUUAGCUAGCUAACAUUAGCAUCUCUGAUUUAGCAGCUAGCUAGCUGCUGUAUAAACACAUGUAGAUGUAUUUUUGCUGGUUAAACUUUUAUAGCACAGAUCAUAUAAUCUGUUAAUUCAUUCCCAUGGAAAGUUUCCAGCAUUUUCUAACCCUAAUUGACCAGAUCCAUCUACACCACCAUUCCUUUGAGGGUCGUGGGAGCUGGAGCUGAUCCCAGCUGACACCUUGGACAGGUGGCCAGUCUACAAACGCUCCUUUUCUCACCUACAGGAAAUGGACCUGCAGGUCUUUGGACUGUAGAGGAAGGCUGAGCCUGUCUGUGGGUUUAAUGUUGAGGGCGGUCGGUGUGCAGUGAGAAUAUGGUUCUGUCAUUAGACCUUUCCCUCUCAGAUCCAGCUGAAUCACACUCAUUCACCCUGGACCUGGUGGGCAGUUCUCACAUCCUCACUGUGGAUUGCUUGCAGAUGACACAGCAUGGACCUGCUGGUGUAGGAGAGGUCCUGAGUGACUAAAAUAGUGUGAAUCACUCCUGGCAGAAGAAUCAGUGCUAAUGCAAUUCUCUUUCAUUUCCUUUCAUGACCACAAAUUAGAUCAGCAUCUUGGAGAUGUAAAAGCUAAUGUGUUCGGGCUGCUGGUGAUUUCCCCCUGAACUCAGCGUCAGCGUCAGCGUCAGCUCCAGCUAACUACUACAUUACUCACACCACUUCCACUUCCCAUUACGCCUCGUGUCAUGUGCACAUGAGUGAUCCGACUCCAGGAGAUGACCUCAUGUGUGGGUGACUCUGAAUGCUCCUUUCAGGACGUUUUGAUUGUUCUAGGAUUUACUUUGGUACAAGCUGUGACACAGAUUCACCGGUCAGGGUUUCGUAACACAACAUCUAACUCAUGAUAGAUUCUCUGCCGAGGGAUCCAAUGAGCUUCUCCUAACCCUAUGUUCCUCUGGGACAUACAGUCCAACAGUGAUGAUGUGUUUCUGUAGUCCAACCUGAAGUUAGCAUCAGCCUGGUUCCUCCACAAAAAGCCAAUGGGAUUUUUUCAUAGUGUUUUGGAUUAUUCCAAGAAAAUAAACAGUGAGCAGCUAAAGUUUCUGAUCCUUCAGGUUUAGUUGAUCAGAUCAUCUUCACAGAUGAACACCACUGUUCUGAUGUUUGAAGUAAGAAGCUAAUGUUAGGCUAUAAACCAACUACACCACGGUGUUAGUUAAUGGUGUUCUAGUUGAGAAGCUGGAAAAACAUGGCCGCUCACAGGAAAUGUUGUUCUUGCUCCUUCAGAGAACAGAUCUGCUCCACCUGAAGAACACCUCAGCUGUUAAUGUUCGAUUUUAAAACAACACUUUAGAACAUUCUUUAAAAACUGUCCAGAUGAACCAUGAAGGUGAACUGAUUCAGUCGUAUCUCAGACUAGCUGUUGUUAGCAACAGUUGCUAACAUCGCUCUACAAACAGCGUAGCAACAUGUCCACAGAUAAACCUGAACAGUUCUCUGUGUCUGACUGACUUCAUGUAAACUAAUGAGACUGAGCUGCUAUAAACAGGAACAUUAGCAGAGAGUUCACUGCUGCUGAUGAGGAGCGGCCAUCUUGGAUUCUGAUGUCGGGGUUGGUGGGGUUGCUCUGACUUCAGGGACGUUCCUGUUGAAACUUCUGACUAGGAAGUCGGGAAUUCCUACUAACUGGAACGCACCAUUAACCCAACCGGUCGCGGCAGAUAUGGCCGCUCAGUCUGACGCGGUUCUGCGCCACAUGUGAAGCGCCUCCGAGAUGACUUCUGUUGUGAUUUGUCGCUAUAUAAAUGCAGACUGAUUUGUCUCACAGGUAGAGCCUCUGCUGGCCGCUCUCACCUGGAUGACAUCAGCUGCAGUCGGCCCUGGCCGGGACACCAGCACCAUCAGCAUCACUUCACUCCUCCACGUUUCCAAGUCGCUGCCAGCGCAGAGCUCCGGCCUCCUCCGCCCGCUCAUUGGCGACACGGGACGCCCGUCACGGGGAAGCCAGCUCCCGGGGCAUUCCCUAUCCGCGUGCUCGGUCGGAAGUGGCCGCCCUCUCCCGGCGCUCCAUUGGACCGAGCCGCUGUCAGUCGGGUUCACUCACGUUGAACACCGUCCGCCUCUCCGGCUCCUCGGCUGCCGAGACCGCCGUCAUAUUGGCUGCUAGAGGCAGCAGCGACCACGGCUGAGAAGAAGACCCCCACCAUGAUGAAGAACGGGCUGUGGCGGCGCUUAAAGAUUAAUUUAACUUUUUAAAUAUUUCUGAUUAGUAUUUAACCAAUUCAUGUUAAAGUACUCGGGAUGAUACCGACAAGUAUCCGCGUACUUUUAGAGCUUUCAUCCGACACCGUGGUCCGCAGAGGGGAUAUAUGCCUGACUUCUCUUAAUAGCCAUUUUUUGCAGACAAAGAGCUGUUGAAUAAAGCUUUCAGGAGGCACGCGGGUCCCGGGGGCUCCUAUUGAUGAAGAAAGUGGGCAACAUGUGGAGCAACCUGAAGAGCAAAUGCCAGACUCUCUUUCACAACAGCAGUCCAGGACCCAGUGAAAGCAGGGUGGAGGCAGAUGCCGUCCACUGUGUGGUGGAUCUCGGCCAGGGAGGCGGCUCAGGUGAUGCACAUGCGUCCAGAGCGUCCAGCCCAUCGCGGAGCCUCCUACCGGUGCCAAUGGUCACAGCGGGACGCCGCCAUCACAACUGUGUGUCGGACAUCCCUCAGAUAGUAGAGAUCACCAUCGACAAGGACACUGAGGAUGUGCGGGGUGGAUCCGGGGGAGUUCCUCUGGCCCGGAGAGACUCCUAUUCCCGUCACGCUCCGUGGGGGGGUAAGAAAAAACACUCGUGUUCCACCAAAACCCAGAGCUCUCUGGAGGCAGACCGGCGGUCUGGGCGUUUACGGGGUAGCGGGAACCGUAGGGACAGGCGUUACGGAGUCGGCUCCAUCCAGGAGAUGAGCGACUCCGUCUCUGGAGGACGCAGUCUGAGCGCUCGGUCUCUGCGCCAGCGGCUCAGCGAUACAGUCGGACUGUGCUUACCCCUGCCCGCUCGUAGACGCUCCCGUUCAUCUAAGAACCCUGUCGCCUCCAAGCGUAAGAUUCACCUGACGGAGCUCAUGCUGGAGACCUGCCCCUUCCCUCCGGGCUCGGACCUCGCUCACAAGUGGCACCUGAUCAAGCAGCACACGGCGCCGGUCAGCCCGCAUUCCUCCACCGCCCUGCUCGACGCCUUCGACCCGGCCCACCCCUCUCCUGAGGAUGAAGAGGAGCGUCUACGCGAGCGCCGCAGACUUAGCAUCGAGGAAGGUGUGGACCCUCCACCUAAUGCACAGAUCCACACCCUGGAGGCCUCAGUGCCGGGCUCCUCUCUCUACAAACUGGGACCAAAGAUGGCUCCCGGCAUGGGAGAGGCCUCCGGGGAUGGCCGGGCCUCGGCGACCAGCAGCUCCGCGGGUGCCGUGUCAUCGGGGGCCUGUGGGCAGGUGCUGGGGGCUUCAGCGUCGGCCCAGGACUGUGACUCUGAGGAGGACUCGACCACCCUCUGUCUGCAGGCCAGGAGGCCCAAGCAGAGGCACGCCUCUGGGGACGGUCACCUGAGCCGGCAGCAGCCCGGACCCUGGAAGGUCCACACCCAGAUAGACUACAUCCACUGCCUGGUGCCGGACCUGUUGCAGAUCACAGCUCUGCCCUGUUACUGGGGCGUGAUGGACCGCUACGAGGCUGAGGCGCUGCUGGACGGACGGCCCGAGGGCACCUUCCUGCUGCGAGACUCGGCCCAGGAGGACUACCUCUUCUCCGUUAGCUUCCGCCGUUACAACCGCUCGCUGCACGCCCGCAUAGAGCAGUGGAACCACAACUUCAGCUUCGACGCUCACGACCCGUGUGUUUUCCACUCUUCCACCGUCACAGGGCUGCUGGAGCACUACAAGGACCCCAGCGCCUGCAUGUUUUUCGAGCCGCUGCUCACGGCGCCGCUCCAUCGAACCUUUCCCUUCGGCCUGCAGCACUUGGCUCGAGCCGCCAUCUGCCGCUGGACCACUUACGAUGGCAUAGGCUCUUUGCCGCUGCCCCCUGCCCUGCAGGACUUCCUCAAGGAGUAUCACUAUAAACAGAAAGUACGAGUUCGCUGGCUGGAGAGGGAACCGCCACUCAAGGUUAAAUAGGGCGGGCGGGCUUCUCCACACGCUGCGAGAGGAUCACAGAACUUGAGAAAUUCCUCAUUAGCCAAUUAGAGGCUGUUCUGAUACGGUUCUCUUCCUGGUGGGGGAUUGAAUUUAAAUAUAACAAGCUAUACAAGAUUCAUUCUAAUCUUUGUUUUAGUUAUUACUUACAUCACAGAAAAUACAUAUGAUUAUAUUCAGUAUAAUGCUGUCUGGCAAGCACAUGUUUUUGUGUUGAACAGGUUGUUUUGACAGGGAGCGAAGGCACAAAUAUCAGUGUCUCUUUCUCUCCCGCUUUGUGCUAAAUGUCUGCCUGAUCCCACAGCAUCACCCUGCCUGUAGACCUGCCUGCAUGCCUCCCCCCCGUUCAUCCCAAAUUUAGGCUCUUUAGGUCCACAUGGCUACGUUGUACAGUUCACUUUGUGCUUUCUCUAUUUUUUUUAUCUCCUGAGCUUGUCGAAGCACCGAGUGCAGCACCUUCCCAAGAGGGUUGAAAGGUGUGAGUGUGGGUUGAGAGGGCGACUGGAGGUGCUGUUGGUGGCUUAUUGCAGUCAGAGCUUGUCCCAUGGAUCGAGCUACAUGAGGCACAUUAUUCGCCAUCUCUCUUUGCACGCGCGAGUUUCAGCUAAGUCAGAGACGGGGACAGAUUCGGAGCGGGUCCACAGAGUUCAGGACAGCACAUCAGGGACAGGAAGUGCUUCCUAAGGGUAAUAGAUUACUUCUUACAGACACUAGUUCCUCCUUAAGCAGUAAUGAAUCAUCAAUCGUCUUCAGUGAACAAGCUAAACCUGUCAACCUGUUCAUCUCUUCCUGUUUGAAGUUUAGCUCCUGUGCUAACGUCUGCUUGAAUAUUUCUCUUUUAUUUUCUAACAUCUGUGCAGCUAGGUUGUUGUUAGGAAGGCGAACAGGUGUUUGUGGUAGGUGAAGACAAUCGAUGGAAAUGUGAGCUGGAGAGAUAGCAUCACAACAUGGAUUUCUAAAACUCCCACGAUCACUUUGCAGCAACAUUUCCCUCCUGGAGUUCACGCUUCUUCUCUGAAAUGUUAAACAGUCGAACAGACACCUCUCAUCUCCGACAUAAAUACAGUUAUGUAGAUAAAAACCCUGCAGGUAAAAGCUGAAACAGGCUUGAGCUCAUGAUCAAUGGAAAGGUUCAUCUCAGACCUGUUGAUUCAGUGUGUGUGUGUGUGUGUGUGUGUGUGUGUGUGUGUGUGUGUGUGUGUGUGUGUGUGUGUGUGUCAUCAGCCUUUCUGUCCGUUAAAGGACGAAUCAUGAACAAAUGAAUCUGAGACUGUGACCAAAGCUCCUGCACACAGCGACGUGUAGCUAACGGUGGUGAAACUAAGCUAAAUUAUGUUUGAACUUUACAAACAAGUGAAAGCUGAAAGACUUGGAGCUGCUCUUUACUACAUGUUGAUGUGGGAGGACGUGGUUGUUUAAAGCUCAACAUCUACACCUUGAUAUUUAUCAGGCAACAAGAGGGUUUUUGUGCAGGUGGUAGAAACUAAUUGGUUCAGGUUUUAGGGUCAGCAUUUACCAAACAUUUUUAUUUUCCACUGCCCUGCACUUUGUCGUCAGAAAGCAUGAAUACACCACCUGAGUUUUUAGCAUCCACACUGUCAAACAGUGGCUUUAGAAAGUAUUCAGACCCCUCCUGUUUUACUCACUUCACAAGGUUGUAGAUGUAAUUUUAAAGCUGGAUAAAACUGUAGAUCAGUCUACACUCAGUAUUGACAAAGUGAAAACAUGUUUUCUUGCAAAUUUAUUAAAAUAAUUAACAAGUUUUCAGACAGUUAAUUCAGGACUUUGUGAAGCUCCUCUGGCAGCAGGUGCAGCUCCAGUAAAGUCUCUACGAGCUUUGCACACCUGGAUUUAUCUCAUUCUUCCUGACAGAUCCUCUGGAGAAUGUUCUGUGGGGUUUAAAUAACAAAUACAUGGGCCUUACUCAGGAACAGUCCAUCUGUGUGCUAUACCUGAUGUCUGUGCCUUUCUAAACUAAGUCGAUUCAGUUUCAGACACAUUUCAAGGAUAAUUAAAGCAAACGGAGCAAAGAGUCUAAAAUCAUGUUUUUACAUCAUUCUGGGUUAAUUAAAUUAAAUCAGUCAGCCUCGCUCAUAAUAUCCCCACCUGUCACAGGUGAAUUCACCACGUGUGGAUCUGAAUUUACCAUCGAGGUGUCUCUGGUGCAGAGUGAACUUCAGGCCUGUUCUCCGACCCCGUCAGGCUGAAGGAGGAGAGGUGGAGCUGGCUUUAACGCUCAGACAGGGCCGGGAUUUGUUGAAGUAAAUAGCACUUUAAUUGUGUAUUUGUGUUGUACAGUGCGGUCUGCAGGCGUCAGGACAGGGGACGGUUUUAGUUUUUGUUUUAUGUCGGCUCUUUACUCCGUCAUGUUCGGGUGUCAGGGUUUGGAUCCAUGUUGGGUGACGAUACACCUGGUGUUUUUACUGUGUUCUCUCUGAGAUCAGCUGCAGGAGCUCGGACAGCUCUCACCAACAAUCAACAAGAACUCAUGUUAAAACCACAGACCUUAUUUCAGACAUUUAACCAGAAACACACUGACAACAGGAAGAGCUAACAUGCUAACAUGCUAACUGACUUCCUGGUUGUAGGAUCAGUCCUGCAGGACUCUCUUCACCCAGUAUGGAUUGAAACAGUCUCAGACAUGAGAAAAGAGAGUCAGCACUUGAACCUGCUUCACAGCUGAACCCGUCCUCCUGUCCAGGUGCUCUGUGUGUGUGUGUGUGUGUCCUCUGGACGGCGAGUGUUUGGAAAAAACCGGUGGUCCUGAAACAUUUCAGGUGCAUUCAGGUGUCGAUGGAGCUGCGUCCUCGGCCGCGCUGCAGACUGAGUGUGUGUUGGUGUGUUAGCGUAUGGACAGAGCCACAGGGAGGGGAGGCAGAGUCGACUGUGAGGGGUGACGAUGACUCCGGUGAACAGCGGCCCUCCCCCCUCCUCCCCCUCUUUAUUCUCAGGCAGAGUCCCAGGACCCUCUCAGCCCAGUUUUCCCCAUGGGAAAUAUCUGAUGUGAAGCGUAGCACGUUUGCCAUAGGACCCGUAGGUUUUAUUCUUCUGUGGUGCGUUAACUGUCUGGAACACACUCUACAUUUGCACACACCUCUAACACCUGCACUACCCCCAGGUAUCCACCCCCACCCCCACCCCCACCCUGAACCAGGGGUGUGUAAACAUGGACCACAUGUAGCCAGCACCACCUCUCCUCCAAAAACAAAACAAAAAAAGGGAAAACAAAGAUGGCUGUCUCUGUGUAUCCUCUGUUCUUAAGACAAGAACAAACAUUUUGACCUGAUGUUGUCGUUACUUUGACACUGAUUAGCUGCACUAUGAGAGCAGAAACCACUGGGUCUGGUCUGGAUGUAGGACCCCCCCCCCCGGUACGACUCGUGGUUUCAGCUCUUUAGAAAAAAAAAAAAACAUAUUUUAAACCUUUUUAUUUUGUUCCCAUAUAUAUUUUAGAGAGCUGGGUUAAGUGCUAUAUGCAAACAGAAAAAGAUGUAUGAAAGAAUUAUUUUUCAUUAUGACUUCUCCCUAAUAUGCAAUGGAGUGUAGUGUAACGAUGGUUGAUCCUCUGUCACUUUAAUGCUGUAUGUGCACAUUGGUUGCUGUGUGGAUGCGGGUGCCGAGGCAACAGGACUUGACAAUGAUGGGAACUAAUGGUUGUCACCGUGUUCCCAGACUGCCUUAUUCGUUCUGACCAAUCACACGAGCCCGUUUUAAACCCUGGGUGGCCGCCGCCGCUUUCGUCAGACGAAUAUCGCUGUUCCAUUCUCCUCUGCUUUUUCCUCCUUUUCUUUUCCUCCUCUGCUGUCAGGUCGGACUCGGAGCGUGUAAAUGGCUUAAUCAUGUUCACAUCUCACCUGUCUGUUCUGUACCUGCUUCACUGUUCAGAGAAAAAACAUUGUUUUCCAGUGUAACCUGUUCAUUUAAAGCCGUAUGAUGCGACACUUGUAGCUGUCACUCUUGGUGCUUGGCUUAUGCUUCAUUGUCUUAAUAUUCCAAAUAAAACUGUUAAGUGUAAUCCACACUGGCCCAUGACAUAA